This is a messenger RNA of Dermacentor andersoni, 978 nucleotides long. RefSeq names its product sulfotransferase 1B1-like. The record is from RefSeq and is a predicted model, not a curated record. Gene Ontology annotation, molecular function: sulfotransferase activity. NCBI's taxonomy places the organism in Eukaryota, Metazoa, Arthropoda, Arachnida, Ixodida, Ixodidae.
AUGAGUCUGAGGUCGCCUUAUUAUCAAGUCAUCGACGGCGUCCGGCGCUCCGCUAUCGUCCAGCCGGAGAUCUUGAGAAAAGCCCUGCGCUUCACGCCAGCGAAGGGAGACAUUUUGCAGAUGUCGUAUCCGAAAUGCGGGACGCAUUGGAUGCAGUACCUGACGCUCCUGGUUCUCAACGAAGGGCGGCCCAUCAGGAGCUAUCAAGAGUUUGUGAGCAGUGGCCGAUCUCUCGAGUACGCCGGCGUCGAGGACUGGAAACCGUACAAUGGUGUACGGACACUUCCGUACAGAGCGCUGAUGACGCAUUUGGACCCACCGACGAAGAAUCGUCUAAACAUGAACGCGAAGUACGUGUACGUGGCACGCAACCCCUGGGACUGUUGCGUCUCCUUCUACCACCACGUGUCGAAUCUCAGUCCGUUUUGUUUCCAAGAUGGGACGUUCGACGAGUUUCUCGCCUCGUUCCUGAGAGGCGACUUCGGCUACGGUGACUACUUCGACCACCUCUUGGCCGGUUACGCCCUGAAAGAAGAACCUAACGUGUUUUUUGUCACGUACGAGCAGCUCAAGAGGGACGUGCGCUCAGUGGUGCUUAAGCUUGCUUAUUUUCUUGGCGAACGAUACGGCAGAGCUCUGGAAACGGACAAACAUCUGCUCAGCACGUUGCUGGAGAGGUUGACAGUGGAGAGCAUGAGGAACGUGCUCGUUCUGGACUUGGCGGGAAAGGAGAAUCCUGCAAUGAAUGGCCUCUUCAAGGGUCGCGAAGUUUACGCGAAUGUCGGAUACCAGGGUGACAAGAGGAAGUAUUCCUUCGUUCGGAACGGCGUAGUAGGCGGGUGGAGGCAGUGUUUCAGUAAAAGCCAGUUGCGCAAUAUGGAGGCUAGGAUUACCGAGAAGACCAGCGGUUCGGACGUUAUGGAUUUGUGGGUGGACAUUGUAAGGGAAACACAGGAUCUCAUGCGGGAUGGCGAGUGA